UGGUCUCUGCAGUCAGCCCCCACUAUAAACAGCUGCAAAGACACAGCAGUCUUCAUGGGAACAGAGCAGAGGAGGGAACACAGUCACUCUGAUUGAUCAGCAGACGUGAGCUUAGACAUAUACAACAGGCAUCCAUGCGUAUGUGUGUGUAUGCUGAAGGCAGACGGGCAUUUUAAUCAAGAUUUGGAGUUAGUUGAUCUGAGGAAGGAUCUGGAUCAGCACUUGUGCAGGAGACCAUUUCUGGCUGAACAUUGAAAAUUGAAGGAGCCAUAAGAGGCAUUUGAAAUCAGCAAGAAGCCAAAGAACAUGGGCACCUGCCCCAUCAGAUGUCAAUCCAACCUGACAAUCCUAGAAAAUCCACCUGAACCUGUGUCACCAGCCCCCCAGGAGAGCAUGACUGUAUCCCUCUGCAACUACCCAUCCUUUGGGCAUACAGAACUGACCAUGUGCUUUGGGGAGAGACUCACCAUCAUAUCAGACGAUGGUGAUUUUAUGAUGGUGAGAUCCACAACCACAGGCCGUGAGAGCUACAUUCCCACCAACUACACAGCCAAGGUGACACACAGGUGGCUGUUCAAAGGCAUUGGCAGGUACAAAGCAGUGGAGCUGCUCAUGCAGCCCAAUAACCAGAGUGGAGCCUUUUUGAUCCGAGAGUCAGAGACACACAGAGAUUGUUACUCGCUGUCUGUCCUGAAGCGCUCCAACUCUUCAUAUCUGGACGGUGUAAAGCACUACCGCAUCUCUCACCUCCCAAAUGGCUGGGUCUACAUAUCUCCAGGACUCACCUUCCCCUCCCUGCAUUACCUGGUGGAACACUAUACAGGGGUUGCAGAUGGAUUGUGCUGUCGGUUGACAGAACCUUGCUUCAUCCAGGGUUUUGACAACGCUAGAGAAGCCAUGCCUAUGCCCACAAAUAUCAGGAGGCCUACUAUCAACUGGAAGGACAUUAGCAGGUCAGUGAUCUUCAGGAGGAAGAGAGCAGAGUCAGACAACUCUCUGGUGAGCGAGGGGCUGAGGGAGGCCAUCACCUCCUACCUCCAAAUGACAGAGGGCACCAAUCACAGCUGGGACACUUGAACAAAGACAGUGGAUCAGUCUGAGAUUAUGAUGUCGGACAGACAGACAGAUUGCUGUCAAAUACUGUCUUGUCUCAUCUGCAGUUUUGGCCACUGGAAAAGGUUGUCAGCACGCCCCAAAUGUAGUCUUCGUUGGACGCUCUGGAGGGCUGAGACACUAAGAUGUUUGGAGAUGUGACAUACUGUAUGUCAGCCAGAAGAGUGUAUUUAAAGAGGCACAAGGCGGAGGUGUGAGCUGAAAAUUGAAAAUCAGUGAGACAUUUGUUCUCAUUUGGUUUCAAAAGUUGAAUGUUUCUCUUAAUUUAUAACCUCAUAUGUUUGAUUGCAAUAUGCAAUGUGUUAUUUAUAUUGUAAUAUGAUUAUUGUCAUGGUUAUGUUAUUGGAAUCCAAUGAAGUAUGUUAGCUCUGUGAUAAAUGAACAAAACAAACAUAUAAAACACCUUCACACAAAAAAGUCAACUCAAGGCCAUUAUGGAUUAUGCUCUAAGGACAUCCUACAAUUGCAGGCCUUCAAGUUUGCUGUACCUUCUGCUUGGGACCUUCUUCAAAACUCAUUGAAACUCAGUUUGUUUCAAAUUUCAAGUAUAUGGAUCAGGUGAAUAUUUGUCAGUGCCUUUGCUUAUAAAAUUGAAUGUUGCCUUAUUCAGUCAACUAGGAGGCUUGUGUUUAUUUAUGUCUGUCUAAUUGCUGUCUUUUAUAUGUUUGAAACGUGUCCUUUAUGUUCUUUUAUGCUGCCUCUUAACAAUGUCUCUCUUGCAAAAGAGAUCACAUGGUUAAAUAAAGGUUAAAUACAUUUUU
Molecule: messenger RNA, 1874 nt
Organism: Micropterus salmoides (largemouth bass)
Lineage: Eukaryota; Metazoa; Chordata; Actinopteri; Centrarchiformes; Centrarchidae
Product: src-like-adapter 2
Exons: 8
Coding region: 307-1077 (256 amino acids)
Molecular function (GO): protein binding
Source: RefSeq, a predicted model, not a curated record